Molecule: messenger RNA, 1320 nt
Organism: Orycteropus afer afer
Lineage: Eukaryota; Metazoa; Chordata; Mammalia; Tubulidentata; Orycteropodidae
Gene: KCNJ11
Product: potassium inwardly rectifying channel subfamily J member 11
Biological process (GO): potassium ion import across plasma membrane; regulation of monoatomic ion transmembrane transport
Cellular component (GO): plasma membrane
Molecular function (GO): ATP-activated inward rectifier potassium channel activity
Source: RefSeq, a predicted model, not a curated record
GUGAAGGCAGCACAGGCUUGAGGGUGGUCCCAGGGUGAGAAGGUGCGAGGGAAGGGACCUCAGAGUGAGGCCAGGUCAAGGGCGCUAGGUCCAGGCAGGAGGCACCCCUCCCAUGGGGGAAUCCCCUUCUAGGGGGUUGCUGGAACCAUGCUGUCCCGUAAGGGCAUCAUCCCCGAGGAGUAUGUGCUGACUCGGCUUGUGGAAGACCCUGCAGAGCCGCGAUACCGUGCCCGUGAGCGGCGGGCCCGCUUCGUGUCCAAGAAGGGCAACUGCAACGUGGCCCACAAGAACAUCCGGGAGCAGGGCCGCUUCCUGCAGGACGUGUUCACCACGCUUGUGGACCUCAAGUGGCCGCACACGUUGCUCAUUUUCACCAUGUCUUUCCUGUGCAGCUGGCUGCUCUUUGCCAUGGCCUGGUGGCUCAUCGCCUUUGCCCACGGUGACCUUGCCCCUGGCGAGGGUGGCCCUGUGCCCUGUGUCACCAGCAUCCACUCCUUCUCAUCCGCCUUUCUUUUCUCCAUCGAGGUCCAGGUGACCAUUGGUUUUGGUGGGCGCAUGGUGACUGAGGAGUGCCCACUAGCCAUUCUGAUCCUCAUUGUGCAGAACAUUGUGGGACUCAUGAUCAAUGCCAUCAUGCUGGGCUGCAUCUUCAUGAAGACUUCCCAGGCCCAUCGGCGGGCCGAGACCCUCAUCUUCAGCAAGCAUGCGGUCAUCGCCGUGCGCAAUGGCCGCCUCUGUUUCAUGCUGCGUGUAGGGGACCUCCGCAAGAGCAUGAUCAUCAGCGCUACCAUUCACAUGCAGGUGGUACGCAAGACCACCAGCCCUGAGGGUGAAGUGGUACCCCUCCACCAGGUGGACAUCCCCAUGGAGAAUGGUGUGGGGGGCAACAGCAUCUUCUUGGUGGCCCCCCUCAUCAUCUACCAUGUUAUUGAUGUCAACAGCCCACUUUAUGACCUGGCACCCAGUGACCUGCACCACCAUCAGGACCUCGAAAUCAUUGUCAUCCUGGAAGGUGUGGUGGAAACCACAGGCAUCACCACCCAGGCCCGUACAUCCUACCUUGCUGAUGAGAUCCUAUGGGGCCAGCGCUUCGUGCCCAUUGUAACCGAGGAGGACGGCAGCUACUCUGUGGACUACUCCAAGUUUGGCAACACUGUCACAGUGCCUACUCCACUUUGCACAGCCCGUCAGCUUGAUGAGGACCGCAGCCUGCUGGACUCCCUGAACCUUGCCUCAGCCCGUGGGCCUCUGCGCAAGCGCAGUGUGGCCAUAGCCAAGGCCAAACCCAAGUUUAGCAUCUCUCCAGAUGCCUUGUCCUAA